Molecule: messenger RNA, 2813 nt
Organism: Maylandia zebra (zebra mbuna)
Lineage: Eukaryota; Metazoa; Chordata; Actinopteri; Cichliformes; Cichlidae
Gene: ppp1r1b
Product: protein phosphatase 1, regulatory (inhibitor) subunit 1B
Biological process (GO): intracellular signal transduction
Cellular component (GO): cytoplasm
Molecular function (GO): protein phosphatase inhibitor activity
Source: RefSeq, a predicted model, not a curated record
UCCCUCACAGCCAGAUCUAAGGACAUGCCUCAUUCACUCCUGCUGCACAGGUUUAAAGGGACUGCAAACAGGGAAAGAGUGAAACCCAGAGAGGUGUAGGGGGAUUUUAGCAGCUGCAGGAGAGCAAAAGAGGUGAAAAAAAGUCUUUUCACUUUUUCUAAGAGAGGUAGAAAUAGAGAGAGAUUGUGAAGGAGUGAAGCAAGAGAAAGAAGAAAAGUCUUCAGGACUGGGACUACCCAGGAGUGGGAGGUUCCUCUUGGAGGUUAUAGAGAUUUCCAGCUGCUUCCUCUCCUCUCUGCUGGGAGUCAGACCUCCAGGAUCCAGAGCCAUGGAGCCCUCUGUGUCACCCGAGGUCGAGGGGGAGCCCAAGGAGAGGAAGAAGAUCCAGUUUGCUGUGCCAGCCAAUGCACCCACCAACCUGGAUCCACGGCAAGUGGAGAUGAUCCGACGCCGGAGGCCAACACCCGCCACACUGUUCAGAGUAGCCGACCAGUCAUCUCCUGAGGAUGAUCAGUCCACCCAUCAGGUAAAGUGGGUUGUAGGAGAGAAUGGAGUCCUCAAACCAAAACGAGUUAAUCCAAAUGUGUAUCAGCCACCAUCACUCAAAGCUGUGCAGAAGAUGGCUGAAGCGCAUAUGCAGAAACUAGGUGUCUACCCUCCCUUGGAAGACCCUUGUGAAGGGGAGGAGGAUGAGGACUACUUGAAGGGAGAGGAGGGAGAGGAUGCAGCUCCCACCAAAGCUGCUGAUCGCCAAGAGACAGCUGCCACUGAGCAGUCAGACAAGUUUUCCAGCGUGAGAGAGACGGCCAAGCAGAUACAACCAGCACAGGAGGAAGAUGAGGAGGAAGAAGACAUGAAGGGGGACAAAACUGAAGCCAUGACAGAGGAGAACAGUUGUGGGAGUAACUGAGAGAGAAAGAUAGCGCGGGGAGAACGUUUGAAGGGAAGAUGUGGGGAGACUCAUGGUGGUUAAAAUCUGAAGAACUCAGAAAAAUCAAGAAAUGGGUUGUGUGUCUUUUUAAAUGUGUGUAGUCUGAAUACACAGAUGAGAUGACAGCUGUCAGUAAACUGAGCGAUGGAUUCUUUCGUGACCUUAAACAUGUGAGAAAAGGUUCUUGUAAUACUUCACCUCGAAAGGGUGGUUUUGAAAACGAGGACGAAGAGGGAGUUUUUGUAUUAGUCAGCCUUUAUGAGCAGGUGAGGAGUGAUUUACUGACAGAGCAGACUACAGAUGCUACUUUGGCCCUGGUGUCCUUUUGUUUAUAAUGACAGUGGAAGGGCCAAGGUCAGCGUGACCAAAAACCCUGCAAGACCAGACCUUCAAAGAAGGCUAAAAUGGCCACAAGGAAUACAAAGUUGACAUUAUCUUUCUCGGGUACAUUUGAUUAAAAAAAACAAACAAAAACAAACUGUCCUGUAUUACCCUUUGUAAAAACACUUGAAGGUCUUUAAAUGUGUGCGGUACGUGUUCCAUUUUACUUUGAAACCACAGCCUACAUCGUUUGUUUUUUGAUUUACAGCACCCUCAGUGUUUAGUUCUUUGUGUGUGCUGCCAUCUUGUGGUAAAAAAUACAAAUGACAGGUUAAAGUGCUACUGCGGCUACUUAAAGUUAAAAUCCAUAAUUCAAAUUCUGUUUUGAUGCGAUUUAUAUUCUGCAUUUUCAACAACAGCCUUUUAAUUUUGCUGUAUCUGAGCUUCAUGUUGCCAAAUCUUUGAUCUUAUUGAUUAUAUCUUUAGCCUCUUGGAAGCUUGAAUGGCGGUUGUUGCCAGUGUUAUUUGUCACUGACAACAACAGAAGUCUUCAGCUUUCAUUAAAAUCAUCAAUUAUUUCAUUUCUAUAUAAUAAUCUACUUUUAUUCUUGCUCUUUAUGCUCAGCAUUUACCAAACAGUCAUGCUGUAGUCACUGAGUUUACGUUAAAACAAUUUGCAAUUUGUUCAUGCUUAGAUCAAUGUAUGACUCUUUUAGUUCAAAAAUCUUUAUCUGAAAUUAUAUGAACUCUGCAUUUAGCCUUGUUUUUUUUCUUUUAAACCUAAAUUUAAAAUCAGUCUGUGAAGCUACCUCCUAUUUUUCAAAAACACCCAUUUGCUGCCUCUGUGCAUGGCACAUUUGAACGGGAUUCUUCAGAAACUUAUUGGGGAAAUUUAAAAAAAUUAAUUGAAAAAUAUUUUCAUUUCUAAUCUAGGAUAUCUCCCUUUUGUAUGCUGACACUUUUGUAAUGUUAGCUUUUUCUCAUUCCCUAAUCGUCUGUUGAAAGAGAUAUUUUUCUAAUCCAAAAUCCAGUUUAUGGGGAGCACUGCUUAGCACUAUCCUGCUUCUGUUACCUAUAUCCAAAUACACAAAUGAACCACAACAACUACUGUGCGACUGACAUUUGGUAGACUUCCUUCAGCAACGAAUUCAACUUUGUUUAACUGACAAAGCAAACCUAAUGAUAAAAUUUCUAGUUGUGCCACAGGAUGAAUAAAUCUCGCUGUUUCUAUCAUCUAGGCUGCUGUUUGUAAAUAAAACUUUGUGAGACUUUUUCAACCUGUGACCUGCCUAAAUUGUGGGAUGACUGGAUGAGCAGGUUAUGUGUGCUGAGGCUCUUCAGCCAAUAAUGUCCUCCCUCCUUCUUUAUAACCACCCCCCUCCUCAUCCCAGGUCAGAAGAAACAAUCGUGGAAAGACAUGUACGAAUGCUUAAUCUGUGUUUAUUUUUCUUUUUUUCCAUUCUGUUGUUUCUCAAUGUGAUGUGGUUGUUUUGAAGUGAGCAACUGUAUGAUAUCGAAAUAAACAAUUUUUCCUUUCUCUUUUAAUCCAACCUAAAUCUUA